AAGACAGCUCAGAAUACAUUUGGACAUUAAAGUGACGUUUACCCAGCUGAUUGUAUUGAACGGGCAGGCAGGACAGGAUAUAACCUACUCGUCUCUUGAAUUUUCGCUUACAACGGGUCUAAACGGUGAAGAAUGGACGGAAUAACGACUUACAAUAAUUUCUUAGCAUUACAUAAACCGCAGUUAGUUCUGUCUGGAGUUCCAGAACAUUUUUGGCCAUCAAUAUGCAAGAAAAUUACAGACCAAAUUUUUGAUGCCGGUUUAACAUUUCAACUGGUUCAAAUAGAUUAUGAAGACACGGAAAAAAUGCCCUACGAUCCUUUAUGGAGUGUAAUUGCAAUCCGGGAUAUCGAGUGCUCAGAUGCUAGUCAUAUUUACUUGAUUGACCACGCGUGGACUUUCAAGGCAAAUAGUAUUAAAAGUAGUCUAAGAAAUGUGCCGGGGCUUUUGGAAAGAAUGUGUAAUAUGAUGCAAGUAUCUGCAGAAACAACUGAGAAUCAAAUUGAUGAAGUAUCAAAAGCGGUGUGGAAGUAUGCACACACUUAUGCAAUUGGUGGUGAUGAAUUUUCGAUUGAAGAACGAGUUCCAGUGUGGUACGUCUUAGACGAAUUGGGUUCUGGAAUUACUCAUUCAGACACGCCCAAUUUCCGAGCAGUGCCUUUCAUAUAUGUGCCUGAACAAUUAACUUACACAUUACUGUUUCCAGUAAAAGAUGUUGAAGAAGGUGACAUGGUCACCAGAAACUUUGUAGAGGGUCAGUUCCAUGACCCCAUGCAGAGAGAAGCAAUGCUUAUCCCAUGGAAGCACUAUGAACAUUUUGGGGAAGAUUUUGUUCAGGUGGAGCCAAGUACCAAAUAUUUUUUAGAGGGUCACAUAGUGGAAACUCUUCCGGAGUUAGAUUUGUUGAAAGUAAGAGAGAUUAAUGACACUACUAAGUUAAAAGUGUACUCAGAGUACAGAUAUAUCAAUGAACACCUCACAGCUCCCGAGUUUGAAAUAGUGGACAAUGAAAAUGAUGCUGAUGUACUGUGGUACAUUAACCAUUUCAAAGAAUUUCAAGAUUUAAGUGUUCAAUCGCCACACAAAUUUGUUAAUCAAUUCCCAUUUGAAUAUGUAAUGACAAUAAAAGAUUUGCUAGCUGUAAUUGCUAGGCGGUCUGCAGAAAAGUACUGUGAUGAAAAUAACUCCCUUGAUACAAACCCAGUUUGGUUGCCUACAACCUUUAAUAUGAAAACUGAGCUGCCCAAGUUUGUUACAUAUUAUAUGCAGAGGAGGAAGGCUGGAUUAGAUAACCAUUGGAUAUGUAAACCAUACAACCUUGCAAGGGGUUUGGACACUUAUAUCAGUGACAAUUUAGAUUUCCUAUGCCGAUUACCUCUGACUGGUCCUAAAAUUGCUCAGAAGUACAUUGAUAACCCUGUCCUCUUUGAAAGACCAGAUGUUGGCCUGGUCAAGUUUGACAUUCGCUAUGUGAUACUCUUGACUUCUGUUAGACCAACAGAGGUUUAUGUUUACAAUAAUUUCUUCCUUCGAUUUGCUAAUAAACCAUUCUCUUUGGACAGCUUUGAAGAUUAUGAAAAACACUUUACAGUAAUGAAUUACAGUGGUACUGCCCAGCUUUUUAAGAUGUUAUGUGCAGACUUCAAAGCUGAGUGGUCUAGGCAGUUUGCCAACUAUGAUUGGGCAGAUGUUGAAAAAUCAAUAUUCAAGAUGUUAUCAGAGUUAUUUGAUGCAGCUACAUCAAAGGGGCCUCCUUGUGGAAUAGGGAAGAGCCCACAAUCCAAGGCAUUGUAUGCUGCAGAUAUUAUGCUGAGUUGGCGUAACGUCGGAAAUGAAAAGGUCAUUCAACCCAUCCUGUUGGAGAUGAAUUGGAUGCCAGACUGUCGGCGCGCAUGCGAAUAUUAUCCCGACUUUUAUAACGAUAUCUUUUCUGUAAUGUUUUUGAAUAAGGAAGUGGAGACCUGUACGAAAGUUAUGUAAACUAAGCAAAGCUUUAAGCAAUAUUUACAAAUGAUUUACACAUUCAGCCUUGAUAUGCAUUUACCCAUUUAUUGUAUUUACAUUUUGUUACUCACAUAAUAAAACAAUUGAAGCCUGA
This is a messenger RNA of Spodoptera litura, 2098 nucleotides long. It is a transcript of the gene TTLL12, whose product is annotated as Tubulin tyrosine ligase-like 12. Lineage: Eukaryota; Metazoa; Arthropoda; Insecta; Lepidoptera; Noctuidae. Gene Ontology annotation, biological process: protein modification process. The record is from RefSeq and is a predicted model, not a curated record. Gene Ontology annotation, cellular component: cytoplasm.